UUCUUGACUCGAUUACUUCCGCCUUCACCGGAAGUCUUUCGUGUGAACAUGGCGGCUACUCAAACGACAAACCCGUCGCAGCUGCUCCCACUUGAGCUCGUGGACAAAUGUAUCGGCUCUCGAAUUCACAUCGUCAUGAAAACAGACAAAGAAAUCGUCGGCACCCUGCUGGGUUUCGAUGACUUUGUCAACAUGGUCCUGGAGGAUGUGACAGAAUUUGAAAUCACACCAGAGGGAAGGAGAAUAACCAAACUGGACCAGAUCCUCCUCAACGGAAACAACAUCACCAUGCUCAUCCCUGGUGGAGAAGGACCUGAAGUGUAAAUUCCCGGCUGCUGAGACGGUUUUCUGUUGUGGAUAAAUGCCUUUCCUGCGUUAGCGUUCCUGAGUUUAUUAUGUGAUUAUUGUUAGCGGUUUUCCCUCUUGAUCCAGAGGGGGUGAAAUAUUUUUGUAGCCGGAUUCCUAAUUGAAUGUUUGAUAAAUGAGAACCAAACAUGACAAAAAAGCUGUUUUUGUUACAAAUAAAUUAAAGAAUCAAACACA
Amphiprion ocellaris (clown anemonefish) is the source of this 543-nucleotide messenger RNA. RefSeq names its product LSM5 homolog, U6 small nuclear RNA and mRNA degradation associated (gene lsm5). The transcript has 5 exons. The coding region runs from base 49 to 324 and encodes 91 amino acids. Gene Ontology annotation, biological process: mRNA splicing, via spliceosome. The record is from RefSeq and is a predicted model, not a curated record. NCBI's taxonomy places the organism in Eukaryota, Metazoa, Chordata, Actinopteri, Pomacentridae. Gene Ontology annotation, molecular function: RNA binding. Gene Ontology annotation, cellular component: U6 snRNP; Lsm1-7-Pat1 complex; U4/U6 x U5 tri-snRNP complex.